AUGAGCUUGAAGUUGUCGAUUCAAAGUGCAAUUUUAUUGGGAACACAAUUUCUCCUGGCUCAUGCUCAACAACAAACAAACUUCCUCCAGCCUGGAACUCCGACCAAAGAAGAUGAAGGAAAAGAAUUCGAAGAAAUUUCCCCCUUCAGAAGAUUUCUGCACAAAUUUGGCGUCGACACAAAUCCAGCUGGCGUGGUGAUUGGAUUCUUGUUUCUCUGCGGUGCUGGUGGUGGCGGAUACUAUAUUUACAAAGAGAAGCAAAAAGAACGAGUCUCAGGAGCAAAAGAAGACGAUGCUUAA
This is a messenger RNA of Oikopleura dioica, 300 nucleotides long. The record is from the annotation of a GenBank genome assembly. NCBI's taxonomy places the organism in Eukaryota, Metazoa, Chordata, Appendicularia, Copelata, Oikopleuridae.